AUGGGCAAACGCAAGAAGGCCUCAAAGCCCGUGGCGGCGAAGAAGAAGGAAAAACUUCCCACAACCUUCCAAUGCCUCUUCUGCAACCACGAGAACUCCGUCUCUGUGACCCUCGAAAAGAAACUCGGAAUCGGUAGUCUGCAGUGCAAAGUGUGUGGUCAGAACUUCCAGACGAAUAUCAACUUCAUGUCCGCCGGUGUAGACGUCUACGCAGACUGGAUCGAUGCUUGCGAUGCCGUAGCGAAGGAGUCUGCCGGGGAUGCAGGACCGAAGGAAACAUAUCGCGGGAGUGGGCCGGCGCGGAGACCGAGCGGUGCUGCGACGGGUGGAGAUGGGGAUGACGAGGAAGAUGAGGGUGGUGAGAAUGACAAGUACGAUGGCGGUGAUGGGUUUGUGGUGGAUGAUGAGAUGGAUGCCGAAGGGGACUAUGAGUGAGGGGG
Messenger RNA from Mytilinidion resinicola, 440 nucleotides. Its product is annotated as Elf1-domain-containing protein. NCBI's taxonomy places the organism in Eukaryota, Fungi, Ascomycota, Dothideomycetes, Mytilinidiales, Mytilinidiaceae. The record is from RefSeq and is a predicted model, not a curated record. Bases 1 to 435 code for a protein of 144 amino acids. The transcript has 3 exons. Gene Ontology annotation, cellular component: transcription elongation factor complex. Gene Ontology annotation, molecular function: RNA polymerase II complex binding. Gene Ontology annotation, biological process: transcription elongation by RNA polymerase II.